CGUCAAGUUCAGUGGAUAUAAAUAAAAGUCUAUAAAGUGAAAAGUGCUUAAAAGUGUUGAAAGUCAGGAACCGGAUCUUUUGCAAGGACUACAAGUUCAGCGGCGUCCUGUCAGGAAUGGAUUACCAGUGCUAACCAAUAACAGGAUUAUCCUGUACACAAAACUCAACAUAAUACGUACUUAUUAGCCAAAGAGAAUGGCAAACAAAGUGUUUUUUGCAUCCUUGUGGCUGCUUCUUAUGUGCUCUGCAUGGGCCGAGGAGGGAGACAUUAUAAUGAGUGAUCAGGAUGACGAGGAUAUAAACCCGCUGGUCCAGGCCGCACCGGAAGCCGUCGAUAAGGAGAGCGAACGCGACCAGCGCCACAUUAGCUUCAACAUCCUCCAAGCCCCCGCAGUUAGUGCGAGAUACACUUAUGGUGGUGGAGGAGGACACGGUGGAGGCGGAGGCGGAUAUGGUGGCAGUGGCGGAUAUGGCGGCGCUGGAGGACACGGUGGUGGAGGGUAUGGUGGCAGCGCAGGAUACGGCGGCAGUGCAGGAUAUGGGGGCGGUAUAAAGACAUCUCAUUCUGCCGGAGCUGGUGGCGGAUUUCUAAGCAAGACCUUUGGAAUAUUUGGUAUUGGAAAGGGAAAUCAGGGAAAUUUCUACGGAAAUGGAGCACAGUUUCUGGCAGCCUUUGGAAAGUGUUCGGCCAUGCAGCUGCCCACCAAUGUGCAGUCCGAGUGCCACAACGGGCGCUGCAAGGUCUUCUGCCCAGCUGGCUACAGCUUCGCCCAGGACACCCAGUUCCUGGAGCUGUUCUGCAGCAACGAUGGAUGGGUCAUAGGCAAUUCCGUGUACACGGAGGUGCCUCCCUGCCAGGCCCAGUGCCUACCCAGGUGUGAGAACAAUGGUAUUUGCAUCUCCGCCGGAGUGUGCCAGUGUCCGGAGAACUACUACGGACCCCUGUGCCAGCAGAAGAAGGCAAUGUGUGCUUCCCUUCCAAAGCCGCCUAAGAACUCCAAGGUCUCUUGCACAAAUAAUAUCUGCAAUGCUGUCUGCAUGAGAGGCUUCCAGUUCCCAGACGGCAGUGGUAUUACCAACAUUGAAUGCCGCAGCGGCCAGUGGGUUCACACCAAAACGGGGCUGGCCAAGACCCCCGACUGUGCCCCUACUUGCACGCCCGCCUGCCAGAAUGGAGGACAAUGCAUUAGCUUCAAUGUCUGUGAAUGCUCCAAGAUGUUCCGGGGAGCCAAUUGCCAAUAUAAUAUUAAAGACUGCAAUGUGACUAAUACCAACUUUAAUGGCAACUAUAAGUGUGCCUAUGAAAUGGAGGAGGCUCGUUGCACAUUCAGUUGCCCCCAGGUGCCAGGAUUAAAGGUCGAAGGACGCCUGGACAUUGAGUACAAGUGUAGCUAUCAGCAAGGACAGUAUCUUCCUGCGCCACUGCCAAAGUGCAUAUUUCCUGAGGGCUACACCAUUCGCUCUACAUCAUCCAUGCAUAGUGCAAUGCAUCAGACAGGGAUUUAUCAACAUGGAAUGAGUGGAGAACUGUCUUACGAAAUCCAAACCGAACGGGAAAAGCUUUUGGCCUUGCUGGCGAAGUAUAGGGAUCUGGAAAGAAGAAGUGAAUGGUGGUCAUCGGAGGAAACGGUGGUCACCAUGAGUAGUUAUUCCCUCUACCAGAGCAACGACUUGGAUGUCGUUAUUGACAAGACCCCGCGACCGGCUCUUUGUACUACAUGGGGAGGCAUUAACAUGAAGACCUUCGAUGGUCUGGUCUUCAAAGCUCCCCUCUCAUGUUCCCACACGCUGGUUACAGACAAGGUUUCUGGCACUUUUGACAUUAUCCUCAAGGCUUGUCCCUAUGGCUCCGGCUAUGGUUGCGCCCACACCCUGAAAAUCCUAUGGCAAUCGGUACUGUACACUUUCGAGAAUCUAAAUGGUACCAUGCAGCUGAGCACGCCCACAAAGAAACUACCCAUGCCCGUCCAGGUUAUGGGCAUGAAGGUGAUGCCCGUGGCCCAGCAUGUCCAGAUCGACCUGGAGUCCGUUGGCCUGAAGCUGGACUGGGACCAUCAUCAGUAUGUCGCCGUGCAGGCUGGCCCCCAGAUGUGGGGAAAAGUGGGUGGUCUCUGCGGAUCUCUGGACGGUGAUUUCAACACCGACUUGACCUCCAGGACGGGCAAAAAGCUGGCGACUGUGAAGGCCUUCGCAGAUGCCUGGCGCGUCGAGGAUCACAGUGAAUUGUGCCAGGUGGAAAACAGUGCCGAGCUGGAGUUUGGCAUCGACUCCUGUGAGCAAAGCAAGCUCCAAAAGGCUGUCUCCGUCUGCGAGCGUCUAUUGGCCAACGAGAAGCUUGGGGAUUGCAUUAAGCCCUUCAACUAUGACGCCUUGAUCCGCACCUGCAUGGCGGACUACUGCAACUGUGCCAAUCGGGAGCAUCCGGAGAGCUGCAAUUGCGAUGCCAUCGCCAUGCUGGCCAAGGAGUGCGCCUUCAAGGGCAUCAAGCUGGAGCAUGGAUGGCGCAAUCUGGAGAUAUGUCCCAUCAGCUGUGGUUUUGGACGCGUCUAUCAGGCAUGUGGGCCCAAUGUGGAGCCAACCUGCGACUCCGAGCUGGCCAUGCCAGCCUCGAAGGGCGCCUGCAACGAGGGCUGCUUCUGUCCAGAAGGAACGGUCCAGUACAAGGAGGCCUGCAUCACCCGUGAACUCUGCCCCUGCUCCCUGCGUGGCAAGGAGUUCAAACCAGAGUCGACGGUCAAGAAGAACUGCAACACCUGUACCUGCAAGAAUGGUCAGUGGAAAUGCACGGAGGAUAAAUGUGGCGCCCGCUGUGGAGCCAUUGGAGAUCCGCAUUAUCAGACGUUCGACGGCAAGCGCUACGAUUUCAUGGGCAAGUGCUCGUACCAUCUGCUGAAGACCGAAAAUAUGUCCGUGGAGGCGGAGAAUGUGGCCUGCUCGGGAGCCGUUUCGGAAUCAAUGAAUUUCGCCGCUCCCGAUGACCCGUCGUGCACCAAGUCAGUGACCAUCCGAUUCAUCCUUCGCGAUGGAACUCCAUCGGUGAUCAAGCUGGACCAGGGACUGACCACCGUCGUGAACGACAAGCCAAUAGUCAAGUUGCCCAAGAUGCUGGGGCUGGGCGAGGUGCUUAUCCGUCGGGCGAGCUCCACCUUCCUGACUGUGGAGUUUGCUGAUGGCAUUCGCGUCUGGUGGGAUGGAGUUUCGCGGGUCUAUAUCGAUGCCCCGCCCAGUUUGCGCGGCCAAACGCAGGGUCUGUGCGGAACCUUCAACUCGAACACCCAGGAUGACUUCCUAACGCCCGAGGGCGAUGUGGAGACGGCCGUGGAGCCUUUCGCCGACAAGUGGCGUACCAAGGACACUUGCGAAUUCAAGGCCGAAACCCACCAGGGGCCUCAUCCCUGCAGCUUGAGUCCGGAGAAGAAAGCUCAGGCGGAGAAGUUCUGCGACUGGAUUCUGCAGGACAUCUUUCAGGACUGUCAUUUCCUGGUCGAACCGGAGCAGUUCUACGAGGAUUGUCUGUACGACACCUGUGCCUGCAAGGACGACCUGUCCAAGUGCUUCUGCCCCAUCCUGUCGGCCUACGGCACCGAGUGCAUGCGACAGGGCGUUAAGACGGGCUGGCGCAUGACGGUCAAGGAAUGCGCUGUGAAGUGCCCCAUGGGCCAGAUCUACGACGAGUGUGGCGACGGUUGCGCCUUGACUUGUGACGAUUUACCCAGCAAGGGAUCCUGCAAGAGGGAGUGCGUCGAGGGAUGUCGCUGUCCCCAUGGCGAAUACAUCAACGAGGAGGGCGAAUGUGUGCCCAAACAGAAGUGCCAUUGCAAUUUCGAUGGCAUGUCCUUCCGCCCCGGCUACAAAGAGGUGCGACCUGGUCAGAAGUUCCUGGACCUCUGCACCUGUACAGAUGGUGUGUGGGACUGCCAGGACGCGGAGCCAGGUGACAAGGAUAAAUAUCCACCCUCAUCGGAGCUGCGCUCGAAGUGUGCCAAGCAGCCCUUCGCCGAGUUCACCAAAUGCGCGCCCAAGGAGCCGAAAACCUGCAAGAACAUGGACAAGUACGUGGCCGAUUCGUCGGACUGUCUUCCUGGUUGUGUUUGCAUGGAGGGCUAUGUCUACGAUACCUCCCGCUUGACCUGCGUCCAGCCCUCCAACUGCUCCUGCCACCAUGCCGGCAAGAGCUACGAUGACGGCGAGAAGAUCAAGGAGGACUGCAAUCUUUGCGAGUGCCAGGCGGGCAACUGGAAGUGCUCGAAGAAUGGCUGCGAGUCCACAUGCAGCGUCUGGGGAGAUUCCCAUUUCACCAGCUUUGAUGGUCAUGACUUUGACUUCCAGGGGGCCUGCGACUAUGUUCUGGCCAAGGGGGUUUUCGACAAUGGAGAUGGUUUCAGCAUUACUAUCCAGAAUGUUCUAUGUGGCACUAUGGGUGUGACUUGCUCCAAGUCACUGGAAAUCUCCCUGACUGGUCACGCUGAAGAAACGCUGCUUUUAAGCGCGGAUUCCGCGUACAGCAUCGAUCCCAACAAGACGCCUAUUAAGAAACUUCGAGAUAGUGUGAACUCAAAGGGUCACAACGCCUUCCACAUCUACAAAGCUGGAGUCUUCGUAGUGGUGGAAGUAAUUCCCCUAAAAUUGCAAGUAAAAUGGGACGAGGGAACUCGAGUUUAUGUUAAGCUGGGCAACGAGUGGCGUCAGAAAGUUAGUGGCUUGUGUGGCAACUACAAUGGCAAUAGUCUGGAUGAUAUGCAGACUCCCUCGCUGGGACUGGAGACCAGUCCCAUGCUCUUUGGCCACGCCUGGAAGCUCCAACCUCAUUGCUCGGCUCCGGUGGCCCCCAUCGACGCGUGCAAACAGCAUCCGGAGCGCGAAACCUGGGCACAGCUGAAGUGCGGGGCACUGAAGUCGGAUCUGUUCAAGGAGUGUCAUCCCGAGGUUCCCCUGGAGCGUUUCUGGAAGCGCUGCAUCUUCGACACCUGUGCCUGCGAUCAGGGCGGCGACUGUGAGUGCCUGUGCACCGCGAUGGCUGCCUACGCCGAUGCCUGUGCCCAGAAGGGCAUCAACAUUCGCUGGAGGUCCCAGCACUUCUGCCCCAUGCAAUGUGAUCCCCACUGCUCGGACUACAAGGCCUGUACUCCGGCCUGUGCUGUGGAGACGUGUGACAACUUCCUUGACCAGGGAAUCGCAGAGCGCAUGUGCAACCGGGAGAACUGCCUGGAGGGUUGCCACAUCAAGCCUUGCGAGGAGGGAUUCAUCUACCUGAACGACACCUAUAGGGAAUGUGUACCCAAGGCCGAAUGCAAGCCCAUUUGCAUGGUUAAGGAGGGCAAAACCUUCUACGAGGGUGACAUUACCUUCACGGACGCAUGUGCCACCUGCCGAUGCUCCAAGCGCAAGGAGAUUUGCAGCGGAGUAAAGUGCGAUGUUCCCCUGACGACCUCGCAUCCGGUUCCCCUCAUCGAGGGCACCACAGCACCAACUCCUCUGGCCACCCAAAAUCAGACCAAGUGCGUCAAGGGAUGGACACGAUGGUGCGACAAGGAUCGGGAUACCUCGGACAAGAGUGUGCGGCUGAAUGAUGAGGAGAAGGUGCCUCGUUACGAUCGAAUGGAGAAUGUCUAUGGAACGUGUCUGAAACAGUACAUGACCAAGGUGGAGUGCCGGGUGAAGGAAACCCAUGAAGCCCCCGAACAAAUGGACGAGAAUGUGAUUUGCAAUCUGGAGGAGGGUCUUAGGUGUAUUGGCAAGUGCCACGAUUACGAAUUGCGUGCCUUUUGCCAGUGCGACGAGCAGCCGGUUCCCGAAGAGCCCAAGCCCACGGAGAAACCACAACUCGGCCUGACCUGCGAUGCUGCGAUCGUGGAGUACAAGGAGUUCCCCGGAGAUUGCCACAAGUUCCUGCACUGUCAGCCCAAGGGAGUUGAGGGCGGUUGGAUCUACGUGGAACAGACCUGCGGAGAGUACAUGAUGUUUAACCCCACCAUGUUUAUUUGUGAUCACAUAGCCACUGUCACCGAGAUCAAGCCCAGCUGCGGCCUGAAACCCAAGCCCCAACCCGAACCGGAACCCAUUAGCCAAUGUCCUCCUGGCAAGGUAAAGUCGGAUUGUGCCAAUCAAUGUGAACACACCUGUCAUUAUUACGGCAACAUCUUGAAGAAGCGCGGUCUCUGCCAGAUCGGCGAGCACUGUAAGCCGGGUUGUGUGGAUGAGUUGCGACCAGAUUGUCCCAAGCUGGGCAAGUUCUGGCGAGAUGAGGACACCUGUGUGCAUGCCGAUGAGUGUCCCUGUAUGGACAAGGCUGAGCACUACGUUCAGCCUCACAAGCCCGUGCUCGGGGAGUUUGAGGUAUGCCAGUGCAUCGACAAUUCCUAUACCUGUGUGCCCAACAAACAGGAGCCCGUUCCCGAGGGAGGAGAUGGUGAAGUGGAUGUGAUACCUCUGGUUCCCCUUUUGCCUGUUACCCUCACCCCACCUCUACAGUGUGCCCCAGAACGCCUCGUUUACAAGAUUGAAAACACUGAGAAUUCGGAGCCCGACAGCAUCUUCAAUGCAAGUUCCCAGCUGGCACCCGAGCACGGCGCGAGAAUGGCUCGUCUGACCAGGGAUCAUCCGAAGGGCAGCUGGUCCCCCAGCAUCAACGAUCAGAUGCAGUAUCUGGAACUGAACUUUGGAAAGCCAGAACCCUUCUACGGCGUGAUAAUGGCUGGCAGUCCUGAGUUCGAUAACUACGUUACCCUGUUUAAGAUCCUCCACAGCCAUGACGGAAUCGCAUAUCAUUACCUGGUGGAUGAAACAGAAAAGCCUCAGAUGUUCAAUGGUCCCUUGGACUCACGGGCUCCAGUGCAGACUCUUUUCAAGAUCCCCAUCGAGGCGAGCUCCCUUCGCAUUUAUCCCCUCAAAUGGCACGGCUCUAUCGCCAUGCGUGUGGAGCUGCUGAUAUGCGGAGAUAAGCCGGCACCUCCGCCAUUGCCCACUGUUCCAACAACCCCGCCCAUAACCGAGAGUCCAGCUAAAUUAAUCGAUCUGGAAUGCAUCGAUCUCAUGGGAGUGGAUGAGGGUAAGAUGCACCAGGACCAGGUGCAAUCGAGCAGUUUGUGGCAGCCAUCAAAUCUGGCAAAGAAAUCACAGCUUUUGGAACUGCUAAAGUUGUCAACACCUUUGGCUUGGCGUCCCCUGGCAAACAGUCAAAACGAGUUCAUUGAGUUUGAUUUCCUGGAGCCACGAAAUAUUUCUGGAUUCGUGACCAAGGGUGGACCGGACGGUUGGGUAACUGGCUACAAGGUGCUGUUCUCGAAGAAGAAACCCACCUGGAACACAGUGCUCUCACCCAACGGACAGCCACGCAUCUUCGAAGCCAAUAUCGAUGCUGAGUCUGAGCGCAGACAUCAUUUCAAGAAGCCCAUACUGACGCAGUACAUAAAGGUUGUGCCGGCCUACUGGGAGAGGAACAUAAAUAUGCGCAUUGAACCCCUGGGAUGCUUCUUGCCAUACCCUGAAAUCCAACGACAAGUUCCUGUGGAAGAGAGCAAGCCAACGAAGUGCAACAUCUGUGAUGGUGUCUCCACUGCCAGUUCUAGCACCGAGUGCCAGUGCAAGGAUCAACAAUUCUGGGAUGGCAGCAACUGCGUCCAGCACAAUCUUUGUCCCUGUGUAGAGAACUAUGUCAGCUAUCCAAUAGGCAGCAAGUUUGAGAACUCUGCCUGCGAGGAUUGCGUCUGCGUCCUCGGUGGCCAUAAGAACUGCAAGCCCAAGAAGUGCCCGCCCUGUCAGGAUCCCAAGUUGCGUCCUGUGAUUACCAGCGACUGUUUCUGUAAAUGCGAGCCCUGUCCCAAACACCAAAGACUCUGCCCAUCCAGUGGGGACUGCAUUCCCGAGGUGCUGUGGUGCAACGGAGUUCAGGACUGUGCUGAUGACGAGGACUCCAGCUGCAGUGACUCAUUCACGGUAGAGCCCGAUAUCGUUCGCAAAAAGAAUGAGACUGAGGUCAUCACGUGUCCCGUGCCCUCUUGCCCGCCUCAAAUGAAGAUCAGAAUAACCGAAAAGAAGGCCAGAAAGAUGUCCAAGAUGUUCACCUUCUCGAAGCAGGUCUCGAUAGUGGACGAUGGGUUGACCAUCACCAAGACCAAGUUCAUCUCGUCCAAGGAACAAAUUCUGGCCAUGCCCAGCCAGGAACUGGACUUCCAACUGGAGGAGCAGUGCGACGAGUUUACCUGUGUGCCCAUUCCCAAGAUACAAGUGGACAAGAACGAGACAAUCACAUGCACAGAGCCCAAGUGUCCUGAGAAGUACGAUGUGGAGCUGGACAUGAGUGCGGCCAAGGUGGGUGACUGCCUGAGGUACACCUGUGUCCUUCGACCCAACAAAGACGAUGUGUGUGAGAUUAGCGGCAAGAGCUUCACCACCUUCGAUGGAACAGUUUUCAAAUACGGACCCUGCAGCCACAUUCUGGCCCGAGAUAUUCACAAGAGCAGUUGGUCUAUAUCGGUCCAUCAGCAAUGUAGCGACGAGACCCGCAAGGUUUGCCACAAGGUGAUCACCAUCCAGGACACCGAGGCGGGCAACGAGUUGAUUCUCCUGCCCCAUCUAAAGCUCAAGUUCAAUGGCUUUGAGUUCACAGUGCAGCAAUUGAUCAACUCACCGAUUUGCAAGGCUUCCUUCGUGGUUUCCCAGCCCGGCAAGACCCUACUGGCCGUCUCCACUAAGUAUGGUUUCUGGGUACAGCUUGAUGAUAUUGGAAUCGUCAAGGUUGGCAUCUCCUCCAAAUUUAUGCGCACUGUUGACGGUCUGUGCGGUUACUACAAUGGAAACCCCAAGGACGACAAGAGAUCGCCGGAGGGAGAAAUUAUUCCAAACACGGAGAAGUUCGGUGACAGUUGGUAUGACAAACGGAUUCCCAAGGACCAGUGUGGAGAUCUCAAGUGCUCCAGGGAAAUGCAGGCUAAGGCUUUGCAGCUAUGUAAUAUCAUUCAUCAUCCCACCUUUGCUCGGUGCCACAAGGCAGUUAAUUACAAGCAGUUCCUCAACAACUACUGCAUGGAAGCUGCCUGCAAUUGCAUGAUGGCCAACAACGGGGAUCCGGCAGCCUGCAAGUGCAACAUCUUGGAGAGCUUUGUGAAGAAGUGCCUCAGCGUGAAUCCGCUGGUGCAGCUGACCACUUGGAGAGCCGUCGCCCAGUGCGAGAUCAAUUGCCCUGCGCCGUUGGUUCACACGGACUGUUACAAGCGACGCUGUGAGCCAUCCUGCGAUAAUGUUCACGGAGAUGACUGUCCUGUGCUUCCGGAUGCCUGCUUUCCGGGUUGCUAUUGUCCAGAGGGAACGGUGCGAAAGGGACCCAACUGCGUGCCCAUUUCGGAGUGCAAGGACUGUGUGUGCAAUGCUUUGGGUGCCUCCAAGUACAUGACCUACGACCGCAAGAGCUUCAGCUUCAAUGGAAAUUGCACAUACCUCCUGUCACGGGAUGUGGUACUCCCCGGUGUCCACACUUUCCAGGUGUACGCCACCAUGGAUGACUGCAAGAAGCUGGGACAACCCACUCCCGUGGAGGGCGGCAGCUGCGCCAAAUCCCUGCACAUCCUCAAUGGUGACCAUGUGAUUCAUGUCCAGCGCGUUCCGGAGAAACCGAAGUCCCUACAGGUCCUGGUCGAUGGAUUCGAGGUAAAGAAGAUACCGUUUAAGGACAGUUGGAUUAGCUUGCGACAGGUGGUGGGCAAGGAGUUGGUCCUUUCCCUUCCCGAAUCCCACGUGGAGCUGACUGCCUCCUUUGAAGACCUCAUCUUCUCCCUGGGCGUUCCAAGUAUCAAGUAUGGUAGCAAGAUGGAGGGACUUUGUGGCGACUGUAAUGGCAAUGCCGCUAACGAUCUUCAGGCUAAUCCGGCAAAGAAAAAGGCCGGAGUGGAUGUGAUCCAAAGCUGGCAGGCAGAUGAACCCAAGUUGGGCUUGGUGGAAGAGUGUCUCAGUGAGGAUGUGCCCAAGGAGCAGUGCAUUCCCCUGCCGCCGGAGAAGGAUCCCUGCCUGCAGUUCUACAAUGCCGAAUUGUUCGGCAAGUGUCCUUUGGCCGUGGAUCCCAUUUCCUAUGUCUCCGCCUGUCAGCAGGACAUCUGCAAGCCUGGCAACACCCAGCAAGGAGUCUGCGUGGCCUUGGCUGCCUAUGCCAAGGAGUGCAACCAGCAUGGAAUAUGUACCAACUGGAGGAGGCCCCAGCUGUGUCCAUUCGAAUGCCCCAGCGAUAUGGUCUACGAGCCAUGUGGCUGUGCCAAGAAUUGUGACACCAUUAAGGCACUGUCCGAAUUCGAUGCAGUGAGUCUGAAGAGCCAGGCUGUAAUACACACCGUGAAGAGUGACGAAAUGUGCUUGAGCUCGGAGCGAUUUGAGGGCUGUUUCUGUCCCCCUGGAAAGGUAAUGGAUGGCGGCAAGUGUGUCCCAGAGAUAGCCUGCACAAAGUGCGAUGACGGAGUGCAUUUGCCCAACGACAAAUGGCAGAAGGAUAAGUGCACCGAAUGCCAGUGCGAUCAGGGUGGAAAGACCUCUUGUGUGGAGCGGAAGUGCCAGGUGGAGGAGAACAUCUGUGCAGAGGGCUACAGGCCGGAGACCAUUGUCAGCGUGGAGGAGUGCUGCCCGAGGUAUCGAUGUGUGCCGGAGACCAAGAACCCGUCCAAGCAGUGCCUGGCUCCUCUGAUGCCCAUCUGUGGUCCUGGACAGUUCAAAAAACAGAAGAUGGAUGUUAAUGGCUGUGCCCAGUACAUAUGCGAGUGUAAGCCCAAGGAUGAGUGUGAGAUUGUCCAGCUCCGAGAAUUGCUGCCAGGCGAAGUGGUUGUCAAGGUUGAAGAAGGCUGUUGCCCCACUCAGAGCAUUGAAUGUAGGCCACAGUUGUGCCCCCAACCGCCUGUAAACUGCCAAGAGCGAUUCUACGAAGUGAAGACCACCAAGGAAGGCGGUGCCUGUUGCCCCAAACACGCAUGUGUACCUCCCAAGGACCUGUGCAUUGUGCAAUACGAGCUCGAAGAGUCCUCGAAGUUCACCAAGCAGGUGGGUGAUAGGUGGACGCAUGCCAAGGAUGUUUGCAAGCAGGAGUCCUGUUCCUACGGUCCCGAUGGCAAUGCCCAGGUGAUCAGCACCUUGGAGCAGUGCCUCACAGACUGCGCCCCAGGCUUCAGCUAUCAGAACUUGGACAAGACCAAGUGCUGCGGCAAAUGUGUCCAGACAUCUUGCAUAUUUGAGCAAAAGCUGUAUGAAGUCAAUGCCAUUUGGAAAUCUGAGGACAACUGCACUACCUACAGCUGCCUGAAGAAGGAUGAUCAGUUUUUGGUUACCACCUCAAAGGAGGUGUGUCCAGACGUUGGUAGCUGUCUUUCUCACCUGUUGUACCAAGAUGGCUGCUGUCAGCGGUGCAAAUUGGAGCCCCUGGUGGAGGAUAAAUCAACUUGUCUACCUGUUUCUUUGGCUGAGUCACUAACCAAGGAGAUUCUCAAGUUCCCUAAGCAAGGACAUGGAUCCUGCGUUAAUGCCGAACCCAUUCAAGGCUUUACCGACUGCGAGGGAGCCUGUUCCUCUGGUUCCAAGUACAACACACUCACCGACAUGCACGAAAAGUUUUGUACCUGCUGCAGCAUUAAGUCCUAUCAACCGAUCUCAGUGAAAAUGAUUUGCGAGGAUGGCCACACGUUUACUCAGAAGCACGAGGUGCCUGCCAACUGCGGAUGCUCGCCGUGCUCGGAAUUCUCAGAUGCCGCGAUCGAUGUGCGAAUGCAGCCGGAUGUGCAGUCCCCACUUCUGCGUUUACUCAACAACCAUGGGCACUAACUAACGGGAGUGUUAUUUAAUUAGUUCUAAGCAAAACGAGCAUAAAAAAUAAAAAUUUUAAAAAAAUAUAGCUGGUUUUAGUAAUCCUUAAAAGUAUUUUCAACUCGCCAAAAAAAUAGUGGCAUACUUAUGGGCUUCUUGUUUAUAAACAAUAAACAAAGUGUCAAAUUUUUGUAAACAAGUCCUAUGUUUCAUACAAGUUCUAUUAAUUUGUCUAAUGACCUUAAAGUUUUUUGAAUUUUAAUGUUGAUAUUGGCAAACAAAAAUAUGUAUAAAUCGAUUGAGUAGAUCCUCAUAAAAAAUGUGUAGUUUCAUAAAUAAUUGAACCGGUGUGAAAC
Molecule: messenger RNA, 12129 nt
Organism: Drosophila biarmipes
Lineage: Eukaryota; Metazoa; Arthropoda; Insecta; Diptera; Drosophilidae
Gene: Hml
Product: hemocytin
Exons: 27
Coding region: 197-11791 (3864 amino acids)
Cellular component (GO): extracellular matrix; extracellular region
Molecular function (GO): protein binding; chitin binding
Source: RefSeq, a predicted model, not a curated record